Molecule: messenger RNA, 834 nt
Organism: Rotaria sp. Silwood2
Lineage: Eukaryota; Metazoa; Rotifera; Eurotatoria; Philodinida; Philodinidae
Source: the annotation of a GenBank genome assembly
AUGAGUCGAUUGAAUACAUCAUUAAAAUAUAGAUUGGAUUGUUCUUAUAUUCGAUCAGGUUUUUAUUUAAAAUUUAAACGAUGGAAUUCAACACGUUGUCAAGUAUUAAUUAUUAUUGGAAUUCUUGUAGUUUUUAUUAAUGAAGUUUUAUUUUAUCAAUGGGCUUCUCUUAAUUGGCCAAAUAUUGAAGAAAUAGCAAAGAAACCUUCUGUUGAAAAACUUCUUCUUAUUGCUGAUCCACAAUUAAUUGGUGAAAAAGAUGAAGGUAUUUUGAGUUUCAUAACUAAAAGAGAAGCCGACCGAUAUCUUGCUAAAACUUUUGCACAAGCUAAUGCUUAUGUUAAACCUGAUUGGGUUAUUUUUUUAGGUGAUAUUUUUGAUGAAGGUUUAUCAGCAUCUGACGAUGAAUUUAAACGAUAUUUGGAUAGAUUUAAUUCAAUAUAUGAUUAUAAUAAUCAUGAACAACAUUAUAUUAUUAUUCCAGGUGAUAAUGAUGUUGGUGGAGAAUAUUAUGGUGAUAAACAACCAAUAUUAAGGCAACGUUUUCGAAAUUAUUUUGGUCGUACAAUUGCUUUAUAUCAUCAAAAUGAUAUACAAUUUUUAAAAUUAGAUAUGGAUAUGUUUGAUUCAUAUUCAGAAGGAAAACGUAAUGCAAUAAUAGAACAAAUGCAAAAUCGUCCAAUGACAGCAAAUUUUCGUAUUGUAUUAAAUCAUUGGCCAAUAUUAACACGUACUGCUCGUUUUAUAAAACCAUUUAUUAAUGAAUUAGAACCAAAUAUUAUUCUCAAAGGUGAUAGUCAUCAUGUAUGUAAAGAUUUAUCAUUUAAAUUUUAG